UCUACUUAUUUUUAGACUUGUUUCAAUGUAUAUUUUGCUCAGUAUGAUUCAUACUAUGCUGUUUUUCCUAGUUAUUUCAGGGGACAAUGUGAUUAGACGUACAAGUCGUCCAAAAGAAAAAUAACCAGGUGCCAAAUCAUCCGACUGACUCUGCCAUGAGGACUAAGAAUUGGGACCGGAUGACCGAGAGGAUCUUGGAUCUCACUCUGGAGAUCAUCCACCUGCUGACUGGAGAGAAUUAUACAAUAGCAAGGAAGUCUGGGGAGCGUUUGACAUUUGGCCAUAGCCCUUGUUUGCCAGGAAUUCUCUGCAAGUCCCAGAGCCCCAGCACAGUACCUCCACAUCACACGAUACAUGAGAAAAACAAUGACCAGAAGAUCCUGGAACUGACCAAUCAGAUCAUCCAGCUGCUGACUGGAGAGGUUCCUAUAAGGUGUGAGGAUGUCACUGUCUAUUUCUCCAUGGAGGAGUGGGAGUAUCUGGAAGGACACAAGGAUCUCUACAAGGAUGUGAUGAUGGAGACCCACAAGACCUUCAGUUCAAUGGUAGAUGGAUUCAUAAAGAGAAAUCCAGCAGAUGGACUCCACGCCUCUAUAUUGUCACCAGAUUAUUUAAACAAACAUGUCAACUUUAAACAGAAAAGAAAAUGCCGCAGGCUAAAAAAAACAAAAAAGAGACAAAGCAAAUCUUUGAGACAGGAAACUGCACCUUCUGGGCAAGGACUUUUCCAACAAGCAGACAUUUACACACAAGUACAGACGCAAUAUCAAUCUACUCAUAUUCAGGAGGCAUCAUCCUCACAUGAAGAAGGAAAGUUCACAGAUAUUGACAUUCAUAUACCCACAGAGCAUACAGAGACAAAAUCUCCAUCUACUCAAGCCGCACGACAAGAAGAAAAUCGCACAGACACUGACAUCUAUACACCUACGGAAUAUACAAAGGCAGCUUACACAUCUACUGAUAUCAAGGUGGAAGAAGGGACUCUUACAGAAACAGGCAUUGGCAUUACUUCCAAAUAUAUACUAACAGAAUAUACAUCUGCUCAUAUUAAGGAUGAGCCAGCCUCAUGCGAGGAAGAAAAUCUCUCAGACAUGGGUCAUAGUACACCAACAGAGCACACACAGACAGACUGUCCAUCUACUCAUAUUAAAGAGGAAUCGGCUUCAUAUGAAGAAGGAAAUCUAACAGACACUGACAUUUAUACACCUACAGAACAGACACAGACAGAAUAUGUAUCUAGACAAAUUAAGGAGGAAUCAGGAACUCUCACAGACCUUUUUAAUCCAAUGGAAUAUACUCCUACUCAUUUGUCUUAUCCAGCAACACUUGUAGAUGCACACUGGGAAUUCUUUGGCUCUGACAAUGAUUUCAAUAAUUGCUUAGAUUUUCCAGCAGAAAAAACAUUUUCUUGCUCAGAAUGUGGCAAGUGUUUCACGCAGGAGUCAUAUCUCCUCGUACAUCAGAGGACCCACACGGGAGAGAAACCAUUUUCGUGUUCUGUGUGUGGGAAGUGUUUUAUUCGGAGAGCAUAUCUUAACACACAUAUGAUAAUUCACACAGGAGAUAAACCAUUUUCAUGUUCUGAAUGUAAGAAAUGUUUCAAUAGAAAAUCAACUCUAGAUAGACAUCAGAGGAUUCACACGGGAACAAAGCCUUUCUCUUGUUCCGAAUGUGGGAAAUGCUUCAAUCAGAGAUCAACUCUUGUUACCCAUUGGAGGAUUCACACAGGGGAAAAACCAUUUACUUGUUCCCAUUGUAAGAAAUCUUUCAGUGAUGCUUCAGGCGUUUUUAGGCACAACUUGAUUCAUGCAAAUGAAAAAACAUUUUCUUGUUCUGAAUGUGGGAAGUCCUUUAGUCUGAAGUCUGCACUUAAAGCACACCAGAAGCUUCACGCAGCAGAGAAGCCAUAUUCUUGUUCUGAAUGUGGGAAAGGUUUUAGUCAGAAGUCACAUCUUAUAAUACAUCAUAGAAUUCACACGGGAGAGAAAAUAUUUUCUUGUUCCCAGUGUGGAAAAGGUUUUAGUCAAAAAUCACAUCUUCUUAAUCAUCAGAGGACUCAUACGGGAGAAAAAACAUUUUCAUGCCCUGAAUGUAAUAAGUGUUUCACUAAUGAGUCAGGUCUCAAUACACACCAGAGGCUUCAUACAGGAGAAAAAGCAUUUGGUUGUUCUGAAUGUGGCAAGAGCUUCAUUCAAAAGUCCCAUCUUAUUGUUCAUCAGAGGAUCCAUACAGGAGAAAAGAUGUUUUCCUGUUCGGAGUGUGAGAAAUGCUUCAGCCAGAAGUCACAUCUUGUUGUCCAUCGGAGGAUUCACACUGGAGAGAAACCAUUUUCAUGUUUUAAGUGUGAAAAGAGUUUUGGAACUAAAGAUCGUUUGAACAGACAUCUAAAAAAUCACACAUGUGAGACCUGAACUUCAUCAAAGUAGGCAUAUAUGGAAAAUGACUAACUUGGCUACACGGUAGCACACGUUAACUAUCUUGGAGAAAUUUUAUUACAGUUCUGUGCAUGUUUUUUUUAAAUAUAGAUUCAUGAUCAAGUAUAAUGCAUCUUUUUGCUCGUGUGGUCCACUAGCACAAUUAAAAUUC
This is a messenger RNA of Pelobates fuscus (common spadefoot toad), 2586 nucleotides long. Its product is annotated as oocyte zinc finger protein XlCOF22-like. Gene Ontology annotation, biological process: regulation of DNA-templated transcription. The record is from RefSeq and is a predicted model, not a curated record. NCBI's taxonomy places the organism in Eukaryota, Metazoa, Chordata, Amphibia, Anura, Pelobatidae. Bases 156 to 2411 code for a protein of 751 amino acids. The transcript is spliced from 4 exons.